AUGUAUGGAAUUUAGCAUUGAACAUUGUACAUUGAUUUUUAAUUAGAAAUAAUUGUAUGAUCCAAUGUUUCAGUCCAGCCUCAUCGAAGCACUCACAAGGAAAAAAGAAUUCGUUUACAUAGAAGACAGUGGUCUCAGAAGAAUCUUACGUUUCCAUGAUCUGGUCUUCCUCGGCCUUGGUUCCAUGCUGGGUAUGGGGGUCUACAUCAUGGCAGGAGAACUAGCGACCAAGGUUGGCCCGGCGAUGAUACUGUCUUUCCUUUUCGCAGGUGUGGCCUGCACCCUCGCAGCACUCUGUUACGCUGAAUUUGCUGGGCGAACGCCAGGGACUGGUUCAGCUUAUGCCUAUUGCUAUAUAACAGUUGGCGAGUUCGUUGCGUUCAUACUAGGAUGGAACUUAUGUCUUGAAUUUGUUAUAGGUACAGCAUGCCUUGCUCGUGGAAUGAGUGCUUACAUCGAUUCCAUGUUUGGCGGAAGUAUUGCCAACUGGGAAAAAGAACAUUUUGGAAUGGACGUUAAAUUCUUAUCAAGUUAUCCAGACUUUUUAUCUUUUGUUAUUAUGAUCGUUUUUUCAGCUAUUGUAAGCAUCGGUGUCAAAGAAUCUACAAUGAUUAAUAAUACGUUUGUCGUAAUUAACAUGGUAACAAUUAUUAUGUUGGUCAUCACAGGAAUAGUUCAUGUUAAUUUAAGCAACUGGUCACUUGAUGGAACAGAGAGUCCUUUUGCUGGCAAUGGAGGCUUUAUGCCUUUUGGCUUUUCCAGUGUCAUGGAAGGGGCUGCCACUUGUUUUUAUGCUUAUACCGGUUUUGACACCGUGGCGACAACAGGUAUAUAUGCUUGUACUAAUCAACAUAUUUAAUUGAUUAAAUAAACAAAUCAUGGUGGUAAUAACAGAUACCGAUUUAUACAGUUGUAUAUAGUUAUCAUCAAAUUGAAUAAAGAUGUAUGCAGCAGUUAUUAUUCUAAAGAGAACGUCUCUUUUACACUGGUCUUUAACUGUACUAUGUACUCGCGUGAUUUAAAACUUAAUGUUACAAUUAGGAUGACAUAUCUGAUGAAGAAAAAUCCGAAAAUGAACAUGUUAAUUUAUACAGGUCUUGCUUAAAUUAAACAAGUCAAUGCAGAAUUGAUAACCAUUUCUUUGACCAAUGUCAGUAAUUAACAGAAUAACAAAAACUCCUGUUAACGCUACCAUUGCUACUGGAUUGCUGACAGCAUUUCUGUCCGUGAUCUUCAGCACAGAACAGUUAAUAGACAUGACAUCGCUUGGAACAUUAAUGGCUUAUACAAUGGUUGCAAUUUGUGUCCUUCUUCUCAGGUAUGAGGAUAAGGAUAUGGAAACUGUAUAUUUAUUGAAGAUGAAACAAGAAUAUAACUCCUCUUUGAGAAAAAUAUUUAAUACACCUAUUACCUACAAAGAGCCUAAUGAGCUGACAAGCAUGACUGUCAAAUGUGCAACCUAUACAGUUGUGUUGGUGUCAGCACUACUGGGAUCAAUAUUUGCUUUUGGAAUUGACAAACUUAUGGCUUCAGAACCUAUGAUUCUCCUCUGUACCGCCGCAUUGGCACUAAUGAUGAUCAUUGCCCUAGCUGUGAUUGCAAGGCAACCAAAAUCAAAAGCUGAAUUAAAAUUUAAGGUGAAGCCUGUUCCUUAUUUACCUGCAUUGUCCAUGUUUAUUAAUAUAUAUUUAAUGCUAAAACUGAAUGUGAUGACUUGGAUUCGUUUUGGAGUCUGGCUGAUAUUAGGCUUGCUAGUAUAUUUUAUAUAUGGAAUGCACCACAGUAAAGAAAGGAAAAAUCAUGAGGGUAUACCCCAGCGUGAGGCCAAGAAAUCAUAA
Molecule: messenger RNA, 1838 nt
Organism: Nezara viridula (southern green stink bug)
Lineage: Eukaryota; Metazoa; Arthropoda; Insecta; Hemiptera; Pentatomidae
Source: the annotation of a GenBank genome assembly